AUGUCACCCCCCGAGGUCUCGUUCGUACACGUCUACCCAGGUUUCGUAAAGACGGGUCUUUCGCGCGAGCUUACUGGCAUCGGCCCCGCUAUCGCGAAGGUCGUUUUCGCGCCUGUCAUGGCGCUUCUGCAUAUACCUAUCGAUGAGACGGGCGAGCGCCAGAUCUACUUUGCGACUAGCGCACGCUUCCCGCCGCGCAGUGGCGGUGCUGAAGGCAUUGCUCUAGUCGAAGGGGUCGGGAGCGCAAUCGGUGCAGACGGAAAGCCUGGCGGUGGGGAUUACUUGAUAGACUAUGAAGCCGAAGGAACGAUCGAGAGGGUUCAAGCCCUUAUUAAGAACCUAGUCGAGGAUGGAACAGCCGAAAAGAUAUGGACGCACACCGAGGAAGAGUUUGUGCGAAUUACAGGUAGCACGGCAGUGUGA
Molecule: messenger RNA, 423 nt
Organism: Hypoxylon fragiforme
Lineage: Eukaryota; Fungi; Ascomycota; Sordariomycetes; Xylariales; Hypoxylaceae
Exons: 2
Coding region: 1-423 (140 amino acids)
Biological process (GO): secondary metabolic process
Source: RefSeq, a predicted model, not a curated record